GUGCAGCCGGCAGCGGUCUACAUGGGCUGUGCCGACACAAGCAAGCAGACGCAAACACAGAGCAACACUGCAGGAUGGAUCUGAAAUCUCACCACAAUGUCUCUGACAACACUGAGGGCGGAGCUAUGAAGACUCACAGCCAAUCAGAAUGCAUCUCAGAUCAGCCAAAAGCCAAUGGGACGCUUUGGCGUCACCCCACAGGUCAGGCUCCACUCCCUUGCUCUGAUAGGCUGCAGGAAGCCAACAGCAGCCAUGAAUCUUUGACUGACAGCUUUUCAACCAAUGACAUCUCUCAACUUCUUCCAACCCCACACAAACAGAAAGGUGUGGUCAGCUCAUCAGAGUCCCCUCUUCCUGUCUGCAGUCCUCCAUCGUCCUCCACCUCUCGUCCCUCACAGUCAUCCACCUGUAACCUAGUUCAUAAUCAAACUACCAAUGAAAAGCGCUUAUCGUCGACAAAAAGCCAUGCCUCUUUUAAGACUGAUGCAGCCCACAUUAAAGAAGUCGCAGGAAAUGACUGCUGCGUUCACUGCCUACUGGCCUGCCUGUUCUGUGAGCUGCUGUCCAUGUGCUCGGCGCUGGGGGAAUGUCUGGCCUGCGGAGUGGGUGGAGCUGGCUGCUGUGAGGCCUCAGCGUGCUGCUGCUGCGUGGAGGCGGCGGGGGAAGCUGCUUGUACAGAGGAGGCGUGUCAGUCACUGUUGGAUUGUGGGAUGCUGGAGAACUGCUGUGCUUCAUCUGACUGCCUGGAGAUCUGCUUGGAAUGCUGCUCCAUUGUUUUCCCUUCAUAGGGCAGCCAAUUAAAGAAGGACUGUAAGAUGAUGUCACAGGAAACAACAUAAACUCUUGAAUUUCUUUACUUGGUCUGAACGCUCCCAAUCCUGAUUGGUUUUAUGAUUUACACAAAAGUAUCAUGGAGGUUGCAAAGGACAAUUGUUUUCCUCUGAAGGUUCUCCACUUCUGAUGCUCCACAGAACACAGUGGGCAGACUGUCAAGAUAAAUAUUUAUGUAAAAGAUAUUAAAGAAUAUUUUAAUUAAACAGAAGAAAAUUU
This is a messenger RNA of Girardinichthys multiradiatus, 1050 nucleotides long. RefSeq lists its product as uncharacterized. NCBI's taxonomy places the organism in Eukaryota, Metazoa, Chordata, Actinopteri, Cyprinodontiformes, Goodeidae. The transcript is spliced from 5 exons. The record is from RefSeq and is a predicted model, not a curated record. Bases 75 to 788 code for a protein of 237 amino acids.